Molecule: messenger RNA, 2445 nt
Organism: Lodderomyces orthopsilosis Co 90-125
Lineage: Eukaryota; Fungi; Ascomycota; Pichiomycetes; Serinales; Debaryomycetaceae
Gene: VPH1
Product: H(+)-transporting V0 sector ATPase subunit a
Exons: 1
Coding region: 1-2445 (814 amino acids)
Biological process (GO): vacuolar acidification; proton transmembrane transport
Cellular component (GO): fungal-type vacuole membrane; vacuolar proton-transporting V-type ATPase complex; vacuolar proton-transporting V-type ATPase, V0 domain
Molecular function (GO): proton-transporting ATPase activity, rotational mechanism; ATPase binding
Source: RefSeq, a predicted model, not a curated record
AUGACAGAGAAGGAGGAAGCGGUGUUUCGAUCAGCGGACAUGUCCCUCGUGCAAAUUUAUGUGCCCACAGAAGUAGCUAGAGAAACAAUUUACAAAAUUGGUCAACUAGAUAUCAUCCAGUUCAGAGAUUUGAACUCUAAAGUCAAUGAGUUUCAACGUUCUUUUGUAAACGAAUUGAGGAAAUUGGACAAUACUGAAAGACAAUAUCGGUUAUUCAAACAAGAAUUGGAUUAUAGAGAUAUUCCGGUGAAGUUGUAUCCUUAUGAGUUUGUUAUACCGCAACAAUCAGAUAUUGACGAUUUGGUCGAGAGUGGUCAGUUGUUGGAGGAUCGAGUUGUUCAAUUAAGAGAUUCAGUUGAAACAUUGUACAAGAAUCAAAACAACUUGAAGCAGUUCAAGUUCACUAUCUUGGCGGUGGAUAAAUUUUUCCACUAUCAACUUGGUGGUGGUGGUAGUGACAGUGCAAUUGAGCGAUCGUUACUUCCAGACCUCGAUGAGCUGCGUUUAUCGUCAACUUCAGCAUCAACAUCCCAAUUUAUCUCAGGAGUCAUCAAUCGUGAUAAAGUUGGAAUCUUGCAACAGAUUUUGUGGAGAAUUUUGAGAGGAAAUUUGUACUAUCACAGCGAAGAGUUACAAGAGGAGAUUUAUGAUGCCAAGCACAAUGCAUACGUGGCGAAGAAUACAUUUAUCAUUUUUUCCUAUGGAUCACUUGUUCACGAUAGAAUCGUCAAGGUUUGUGAGUCUUUGGAUGCAGAAGUGUAUGAUGUUGAUAAAAGUGAAGAAGCAAGAUCGAAACAGUUGUCUGAAGUUAAAUCAAAACUUGAAGAUUUGGCUACUGUAUUGAGUGAGUCGGAAAAUGCAUUGACAUCUGAAUUGAUAGCCAUCGGUCAAGAUCUUGGUAAAUGGUGGGAAAUCAUUGCCAGAGAAAAGCAAGUUUAUAAGACUAUGAAUCGCUGUGAUUAUGAUGGGGCUAGGAAAUUGUUGCUUGGUGAAGGAUGGACCCCAACUGAUUCAAUACCAGAACUUACACAAGUUGUGAAGGAGUUUGAUCAAACACAAUCCAUUCCAUCGAUUGUCAAUGUUUUGAGCACUAACAGAACACCACCAACAUAUGUACGUACAAACAAGUUUACCUAUGCAUUCCAGGCCAUUUGUGACGCAUAUGGAACUCCACGUUAUAAAGAAAUCAAUCCUGGGUUGCCUACAAUUAUUACAUUUCCAUUUAUGUUUGCUGUCAUGUUUGGUGACUUGGGACAUGGAUUCAUUAUGUUUUUAGCGGCGGCAUUUUUGGUCUUGAAUGAAAAGAAAUUGAGCGGAGUUAAAAAGGAUGAAAUAUUCGAUAUGGCAUACACUGGACGCUAUAUUUUGUUAUUAAUGGGAUUUUUCUCCAUGUACACGGGGUUCAUUUACAAUGAUGUCUUUUCAAGAUCAAUGGACCUCUUCAAAAGUGGUUGGGAAUGGCCUGAAAAUUUCAAGAUCGGUGAUACAUUGAUUGCCAAGGAAGUUGGAACCUAUAUUUUUGGUAUGGAUCCAGCAUGGCAUGGUACUGAGAAUGCAUUGCUAUUCUCUAAUUCGUACAAGAUGAAGUUGUCAAUAUUGAUGGGAUAUGCUCAUAUGACUUAUUCAUAUUUUUUCUCAGUUACCAACUAUGUUUAUUUUGACUCAAUUGUUGAUAUCGUGGGUAACUUUAUACCUGGAUUGUUGUUUAUGCAAGGUAUCUUUGGAUACUUGUCGUUGGUGAUUGUUUACAAAUGGACAGUCAACUGGGCAGAAUCAAAGUAUCAACCACCAGGAAUUUUGAACAUGUUGAUUUCAAUGUUUUUGUCACCGGGAAACGUUGAAGAACCUUUCUACCCUGGACAAGCAACUAUACAAAUUUGGUUGGUUGUUAUUGCAUUAAUUUGUGUACCUUGGUUACUUUUUGUUAAGCCAUUGUGGUUAAAGAGACAAUUAGAUAGAGAAGCUAAGCAGCAUGCACAAUAUUCGGCAUUGCCAAAUGAUGAAGAAGCUGGUGGCUCUAACGACUCCACUUACAAUGAUGAAGAUGAAGGGGAAGAGCACGAAGAACAUUCAUUUGGAGAUAUAAUGAUCCAUCAAGUGAUUCAUACUAUUGAAUUUUGUCUUAACUGUGUGUCACAUACCGCUUCCUACUUGAGAUUGUGGGCUUUGUCAUUGGCUCAUGCACAAUUAUCAACUGUGUUGUGGUCCAUGACCAUUAGCAAAGCGUUUGGUCCUACCGGAGUAUUCGGUGUUAUUGCAGUUGUGUUCUUAUUCGCCAUGUGGUUUACAUUGACUGUAUGUAUUUUGGUUGUCAUGGAAGGUACUUCUGCUAUGUUGCAUUCGUUGAGAUUGCACUGGGUUGAAAGUAUGUCCAAAUACUUUGAAGGCGGGGGUGUGCCAUAUGAGCCUUUUGGUUUCAAAGGCUUAUUGGACAGUGUAUUUUAA